This is a messenger RNA of Panicum hallii, 2613 nucleotides long. RefSeq names its product transcription factor IIIB 90 kDa subunit-like. Gene Ontology annotation, molecular function: TBP-class protein binding; RNA polymerase III general transcription initiation factor activity; RNA polymerase III type 3 promoter sequence-specific DNA binding. The transcript has 22 exons. The record is from RefSeq and is a predicted model, not a curated record. Bases 543 to 2291 code for a protein of 582 amino acids. Gene Ontology annotation, cellular component: transcription preinitiation complex; transcription factor TFIIIB complex; nucleus. Gene Ontology annotation, biological process: transcription preinitiation complex assembly; DNA-templated transcription initiation; transcription by RNA polymerase III. Lineage: Eukaryota; Viridiplantae; Streptophyta; Magnoliopsida; Poales; Poaceae.
CCCCCCCCCCGGCCCGCGCCGCACGCAGAGGCCGCCGCCCGCCGGGACCAGAGCAAACCCCCUCCAACAAAAUCCAGCGCCAAGCACCCUGCUCUCAAAAAAAUCCAGCGCCACGCCACGCCCUGCUCUCAAAAAAAUCUUGUUUUACUGUCUUCUUCGCCCCACCUAGUUUGCCAUCCUGCGUCCGCCACUGGUUAUUCUGGGUGCAUUUAUUUCUCUGUGUGGGUUGCAUAGCUGUGUUGGCUUCUAUUUUCAGUGCCUUCUAGAAGGGCAACAAAUGCUCGGUCAUCUGCGUGCGCAUUAUCUUCUACAUCAGCCCAUUCUGCUUUGUCCGUCCGUCGUGUGCGUGGUAGUGCUCGGGGAAGCUGUCAUGGCCGUUAUGGUCAUCGUGUGCGCACUGGUCUUAUUGAAGGCCGACCAGCUGCAUUUUUAAGUGCAGCUGCUACUAUCUUCUUGCUUCCGAGGGCCGGGGGCUACUGCAAGAUCUGCUGCAACAAGGUUGAUUUGAGUUGUUAAUUUGAGGCUGUACAGUUCCUUCAGCAAUGGUUUAUUGUACUCACUGUGCUGAUUACUGCCCCUCCAUAAAGGACCCUGACAAAGGAUACAUAUGCUGUGGUACAUGUGGAAAGGUUCUUGAUCAGGAAAUAUACACUGAUGAGCCUAAUUUUGUUAAAGAUAACUCGGGGCAGAGCCGCUUGGCUGGAAGUAUUCUGACAAGCAUUGAGUCUGGAUAUUCAAUGUCCCAUCAAAGAACCUUAGACAAAGGGAAGGAUGAGAUUAGUCAGAUUGUCAAUAACUUACAUGUCAGCGGUGGAGAUACUAUCAUUAAGAGGGCUCUUCACUUCUAUGAGCUAGCUCUUGACCGUAAUUUUACAAGGGGUCGUAGAACAACACAUGUUGCAGCUGCUUGCCUUUACAUUGCCUGCCGGCAAAGUAAAAAAGCUUAUCUUCUUAUCGAUUUCUCCGACUAUCUGCAAAUAAGUGUUUAUGUCCUAGGUGCUGUUUUUCUCCAACUUUGCCAAGUUUUGCUACUCUCAGAUCAUCCAUUUGUUCAAAAGCUUAUAGAUCCCAGCCUUUUCAUCCAUCGUUUUACUCAACGUUUGCUGGGGGGAAGGGAUAAUGCUGUAUCAGACACAGCUUUACGCAUUAUAGCUAGCAUGAAGCGAGACUGGAUGCAGACUGGUAGGAAGCCGAGUGGAUUAUGUGGUGCAGCAUUAUACAUUGCUGCACUCUCUCACGGGUAUAAUUACACCAAGGCAGAUAUUGUUUCUGUUGUGCAUGUGUGUGAAGCCACUCUAACUAAGCGAUUGAUAGAGUUUGAAAAUACAGAUGCUGGCAGCUUAACGAUUGAAGAAUUUCUGGCGACAGCUGAUGAAUGUAAUCUAGAGCCUGUUCCAAAAUGUUCACUCAAGUCUGGAGAAGUUCUUUGCAAGCACAAGGAUAAUAAAGGUUCUGUGCAUUUUGCUCAUGGACUGUGUGAAAAAUGCUACAACAAGUUCACUAAACUGUCGGGUGGACUAGAAGGUGGUUGUGACCCUCCAGCAUUCCAACGAGCUGAAAAGCAAAGACUUGAAGCUGCUAAAAGGGCUGAAGAUGCUGCUGCAGCUAAGGAGGCAGUUCUGGAAGAAUCUCUUUGUGAUACACAGAAUUCUGAUGUUGAGAAUACCAUAACUCCUAGUAAGGGUAUAAGCGGAGAUAAAUCUUCAGCAGUUGCAUCUGAGGAAUGCACAAAUGACUCUAUACUGUCCAAAGAUCCUGAAGGAGGAGGUGAAAAUUGUGAAGGCGAUGCUGAUCCAGAAAGCCUUUCUGAUAUUGAUGAUGUAGAGGUUGAUUGGUACCUUCACAAUGAGGAAGAAACACAAUAUAAAAAGAUUAUCUGGGAGGAAAUGAACAAAGAGUACCUUGAGGAACAGGCGGCAAAGGAAGCUUUGGCAGCUGAGUUGGCAGCUAGAGGUGUUGUUGUGGAAGAGGGAAAGAAGAAAAAACGAAGACGUAAUGAAGACACCAAGAGCUCAAAACCUGCUGAAACACCAGCAGAAGCAACAUACAACAUGCUAAAACGAAAGCAGGGACUUGGUUCAAAGGUUAGUGCGGGAGCUGUUGGCGAAUUAUACAAGACUAAAGAUGAAGAUGGCAGCGCGCAUAAGAAAGAAGAGAUGGAUUUUGACGCACAGUAUGGGCAGGACGAUGCUGAUGGUGAAACAUUCGAUCAUGGUUACUACAGCUACGAUGGUUAUGACGACGAUGGCACAGGAGUCUACAAUGGCAUUGAUGAUUUUGAUUUCAAUUAGCAGCAUUUGCAGAACAGCGUGCUGAUCAGCAUGACCUUUUGGGACAAACUAGAAGUUAAUCAAGAAGAGAUCGGGCAAAAGAAUCUCCAUCUGUACACUGUAAUACUUUAGUUUAUUUUUUCGUAGGGAGUUUCGAUCAGAUCAACAAUUAGUCUAUUAUGUUGCUUACGAUGGUCAACGUAGUUCUGUUAAUAUGUGAAACUAGGUUCUGCUAGGUUGUAAUUGUAACUAAGUGCACGAUUGCAUUAUUCAUUAUCUGUAAGUUACGUGUAACCAUAGGCAUCGCAUAUCUAUCUAUACAAGAACGAAAUUUUUUGAAAAA